This is a messenger RNA of Malania oleifera, 1670 nucleotides long. Its product is annotated as pentatricopeptide repeat-containing protein At4g38150. The coding region runs from base 193 to 1488 and encodes 431 amino acids. Lineage: Eukaryota; Viridiplantae; Streptophyta; Magnoliopsida; Santalales; Ximeniaceae. The transcript has 2 exons. Gene Ontology annotation, molecular function: protein binding. The record is from RefSeq and is a predicted model, not a curated record.
GAGUUCGCCAUACUGUCUUCCGUCUCGCUGAAGUGGACUGGUUACAAAACCCUAAAACGCACGCAGCAAAACCUCUUUCCAAUUCUUUUCUUCGCCGGAAUUCCUAUUUGAAUCUCUCUUUCUGUUCACUUGCUAGUUUGAAGCUCAUUGGUAACAUAGAGAAAGCAUAACACGAGUGCCGUCGACGUCGUCAUGCCCGCGUUGCCAGGUAGGGUGGUUUCCAAGCGCAUUUUCUCUAAAUUUCUUUCGAACCCCCUUGCCUGCGUAUCUGAAUCCAUUGCCGGCAAUCGUCCUAUUCCGUUCUCGUCUUCACCGUUUCUCCGUUUUAGCUCCAUCGAUGGUAACGCUCAAAAAAACGACCGUGGCAAUGAUCGCCUUAAUGGUGACGAUGGCGAUAGUUACUACUCCAAAAUUCACCAGAAUCCGCCUGAGCCCAUUCCCAACCGGCCAUUGAGGGGUGAGAGACGAGUCUAUAAUCAACCCGACCGUAUCUCGCAGAGAAAUUUAGGGCUUCGAAGGAAUGAUGAUGAUUACGGCGACAGAGACGUGAAAACCACUGCCUCCGCCACCAAUGGUAACUCGUACUCGCGGAAUAAGCCCCUGUAUAGCGGAGGAGGAAACAGAGGCCGCCCGCGAUCCGCCGGGGAACUUUUCCCCGAGAAAUUGAACAAUAUUGGGGAUACAGGCAGUGGAAAAGCAUCGCCGGCCAGAACAUCCGACAAUAAACUAUCAGACGACAAUUUUCUCGAAAGAUUCAAGCUUGGAGGUGAUCAUAAAAGGGAAGAAACUAAAAUUUCUGAUGAUUUCCUGGAAAAGCUCAAGCUUGGAGGUGAUAAAAGUGAAAAAACACCCCAAAAUGCCAGUACUAGUACUCCCCAAUCCACUGGCAAUGCAGAGAAGCAAGAGCAGCAGCCCCAGCCAGAGGAUGCAGAUGAAAUAUUCAGGAAAAUGAAAGAGACCGGCCUCGUCCCAAAUGCCGUAGCCAUGCUCGAUGGCCUCUGCAAGGAUGGGCUGGUUCAAGAAGCCAUGAAGCUGUUCGGGUCAAUGCGGGAGAAGGGUACAUUCCCAGAAGUUGUUAUAUACACGGCGGUGGUCGAAGGGUUCUGCAAGGCACAGAAGCUCGAAGAUGCAAAACGGAUUUUCAGGAAGAUGCAGAGCAAUGGGAUUUCCCCCAAUGCCUUCAGCUACACAGUGCUGAUUCAGGGGAUGUGUAAUGGUGAGAGAUUGGAGGAUGGCGCUGAGUUUUGUGUGGAGAUGUUGGAGGCAGGGCAUUCACCAAAUGUGGCAACCUUUGUGGGGGUGGUCAGUGGGUUUUGUAAGGAGAAGAGUGUGGAGGAAGCAGUGAGAUUCAUUGAAAGGUUGAUGCAGAAGGGGUACUUUGUUAAUGAGAAAGCUAUUAGGGAGUAUUUGGACAAGAAAGGACCAUUUUUGCCAUUGGUCUGGGAGGCAAUUUUUGGGAAGAAGAAGAGCUCAAGGCUAGGUUUUUGAGUAAUCUUGCUCAGAGCAAUUGCUGUUGUAGUAAAAUGGUAAUAUUUGGUAGCUUCGUACCUGCGAAAAUUUGGAGGGAAGCAAAAGCAACCAAGAGACUUGUCAUUAGGCUAUAAAAUGCACAAAGGUAUCUUCUGCAGAUUUGUAAUCUCUUACUAAGAAAUGGUAUCAUAUUUCUUAAA